Messenger RNA from Trifolium pratense (red clover), 1954 nucleotides. RefSeq names its product eukaryotic translation initiation factor 3 subunit L-like. Lineage: Eukaryota; Viridiplantae; Streptophyta; Magnoliopsida; Fabales; Fabaceae. The coding region runs from base 152 to 1690 and encodes 512 amino acids. Gene Ontology annotation, molecular function: translation initiation factor activity. Gene Ontology annotation, biological process: translational initiation. Gene Ontology annotation, cellular component: cytoplasm; eukaryotic translation initiation factor 3 complex. The record is from RefSeq and is a predicted model, not a curated record. The transcript has 7 exons.
AAGAGUCUAAAAUAUAAUUUUACCAGUAAAAAAAUAAAAAAGAUAUUCUUCGCGUAAGCAAAUAGUGUAACACUGAAACAACAAAAACCCUAAUCUGCAACUGCGGCAGAACCCAUAACCUAUCUUCUCUUCAAUCUCGUCGCAGACAACAAUGGCGGAUCACGAUGAACAACGUCUUCAACCUCAAGACCUAGGUUACGACCCCAACUUCGUCCCCGAUUCAGUCAAAUCCUUCGUUGUUCAUCUUUACCGUCAAAUCAGAGAGAAAAAUGUAUACGAGAUCCACCAGUUAUACGAAGCUUCCUUCCAAACCCUAUCGGAGCGUCAUUUCAAGGACACUCCAUGGCCUUCCGUCGAUGCCGUCGCUCAAUACGUCGAUAACGACCAUGUGUUCUGUCUUCUUUACCGUGAGAUGUGGUUUCGCCAUCUCUAUGCUCGUCUCACUCCUACUCUUCGUCAGAGAAUUGAUUCGUGGGAUAAUUACUGUAGUCUCUUUCAAGUUGUUCUUCAUGGUGUUGUUAAUAUGCAGCUUCCGAAUCAGUGGCUUUGGGAUAUGGUUGAUGAAUUUGUUUAUCAGUUUCAAAGCUUUUGUCAGUAUCGUGCUAAAAUGAAGAACAAAACUGAACAAGAAAUUGCUCUCUUGAGACAAUUUGAUCAGGCUUGGAAUGUUUUUGGUGUCCUGAACUUCUUGCAAGCUCUUGUUGAGAAGUCAGCUAUUAUUCAGAUACUUGAGCAAGAGAAGGAAGGGCUUGAGCAAUUCACUGCUAAUGAUGGCUAUGAUUACAAUGGUGGUAGUAAUGUCUUGAAGGUUUUGGGAUAUUUCAGUAUGGUUGGUUUGCUGAGGGUUCAUUGUCUCUUGGGUGAUUAUGAUACUGGUCUUAAGUGCUUGCAACCUAUUGAUAUUAGUCAGCCAGGUGUUUUCAACAUUGUUAUUGGAUGCCACAUUACCACCAUUUAUCACUAUGGUUUUGCCAAUCUUAUGCUCCGCAGAUAUGUGGAAGCAAUUCGUGAAUUCAACAAAAUUCUCUUGUACAUCUUUAAGACAAAGGUGUACCAUCAGAAAUCUCCACAGUAUGAGCAGAUAUUGAAGAAGAAUGAACAAAUGUAUGCGUUGCUGGCAAUUUGCCUCUCACUCUGCCCCCAAAGCAAGCUCGUUGAUGAAACUGUGAACUCUCAGUUGCGAGAGAAGUAUGGUGAAAAGAUGAGCAGAAUGCAACGAUAUGAUGAUGAGGCUUUUGCUAUGUAUGAUGAGCUCUUCUCAUAUGCAUGCCCCAAGUUUAUCACCCCUUCAGCGCCCAGUUUUGAGGAGCCUCUAGUAAAUUACAACCAGGAUGCCUAUAGACUUCAAUUGAAACUGUUCCUUUAUGAAGCAAAGCAACAACAGUUGUUAUCAGGUCUCAGGACCUUCUUGAAAGUAUAUUCAACAAUCUCCCUUGCAAAACUUGCAAGUUACAUGGAAGUAGAUGAACCGACCUUAAGGACUAUCUUAUUGACAUACAAGCACAAGACCCAUGCUGUUGAUAGUGCUGGAAAAGUUAUAUCCAAUGCUGAUGUGAAUUUCUUUAUUGAUGAUGACACAAUUCAUGUUGUGGAGUCCAAACCUCCCAAACGGUAUGGGGAUUACUUCAUCCGUCAAGUUGCUCUGCUUCAAGGGGUGAUCAACGAGCUGGACACUAUAAAGCUGGAGUGAGUUGAUGCACUUCAUACCUUUUGUCGGUUCCCCUUUUUUAAUUCGCUUCGCAGGCAGAAUUUUGUUAAUUUUUGUUGGAGGUGGAAGGAUGUAGUUAGCUUCCUACAUUUUGUGUAAUACUAAAUACUAAUUUUUCUCAAAGCUGUUUUAUUUAGAGAAAUAACCUACCCAUUUAUGUUUUCAAACGAGGGCAUAAAGCUUCAGUGUUUCGACUAGUAUUUUUUGUUGACGAAAUCCUAUGCUUCUCUUGGUCUGUUGCUUGUU